Molecule: messenger RNA, 1401 nt
Organism: Fusarium graminearum PH-1
Lineage: Eukaryota; Fungi; Ascomycota; Sordariomycetes; Hypocreales; Nectriaceae
Exons: 4
Coding region: 1-1401 (466 amino acids)
Biological process (GO): regulation of DNA-templated transcription
Molecular function (GO): DNA-binding transcription factor activity, RNA polymerase II-specific; zinc ion binding
Source: RefSeq, a predicted model, not a curated record
AUGGCAGCCAAUAAAGCUCUCGCAAUUCGAGUAGAUGGCAGAUUCAAGCGUGCUUCGGCACCAAAAAGCAGAAAUGGAUGUCUCACCUGCAAAUUCAGACAUCUCAAAUGCGACGAAGCAAAGCCUGUUUGCCAAAGGUGUCAAGACGACAAGAUGAAGUGUGACGGUUACCUUCCUCCGAAGCCCAGAGUUUUCAAAGGGACUAGAAAAAACAAGGAACCCAAAACCCAGGCUGUUACGGUCGUCAAUCCACCGAUACAACGUUUCGAUCAGACGCCAUUGUUGGCAGAUCCCGAGAGAUUACAUCUUCAACACUUCCUUCACUGGACCGCCAAACAACUCUCGACUUCAUCCGCCGCCACCAACUUCUGGUUGUGCUAUGCACUUCCAAUGUCAUAUCAGUUCGAUGCUAUCAGGUACAGCAUGAUUGCAGUGGGUGCUUCGCAUCGGGCAUUCAUGUCCCACUCUCUCGGCUUUGGGCGUCCUGAGUACCUUCAACGCCCUGUCAUACAACACUACAACAGAGCCAUAUCAUCUAUCCUACCCAUGAUGUCGUCUCCCACACAAGGGAACAUGCACUGCAUCUUGAUCUGCUGCAUGCUCUUUAUCACCUGCGAGGGACUCACUGGUCGCUAUGACGAACUCCUAAAGCAUCUUGCGGCAGGCGACAUGAUACUAAGAUCACUUCAAGAUCCUACCACAGCAGAAGAGUCCACCAUGACGGAGAAGCUUGUUUCCAUUUUCUCACAACUAUGCCUCGAGUCAUCUGACUUUAUGAAAGACCCUAAUCUGCCUGGUAUCCAGAAGUGGUGUUCUAAAGAUGCGAAGCAUAGCGUCAACGAUAUUCAACCAUUUGAAUCCCUCGACGAUGCUUCACACGCAAUACAUAAGUUGCGAUUGCUUCACGAUUUCGCACCUCAGGAUCCAGACAGAGAAAAUGGCAGAGAAAACGACAAAGCCUUCCAAGGCGCACUGAACAGAUGGGACAUGCGUUUCCGAGAUAUGGCCGAACGCGAUAUCUUUCACUGGACUGACGAGGAAAUGUCGCAAUACUACAGCCUUCAACUUCUCCGGCGUUAUUUCCAGAUGUAUAUCGAUUCAUACGCUGAUCAAGAAUGGGAAAAUCCAACGGAUCAAACUAUUUUGCCUUUUCUUGAAACUGCGGAACUGGUAGCAGCGCCUCUGAUAGGUAUCUAUGAUAGUAAUGACGUGGCUGAGAUGCAUACGCUGGCGGCAAUGGACAUGGGUGAUUGGGGGUCCUGUUGUUCUGACUCUGAUGACGAGUCUGUCUAUGGAGAACUUGAUCCACCUCUAACGUCGCCUGUUGGAAUACCAGCCAUGAUCGAGGGCCUGGCUCGCAAGGCUGGGGUCACAAGUAAGCGAUUAGAAUGCUUUUCAUAG